AUUACGUUCGACCUUCAUUUGGUCAAUAUCAGUUUUUUAACUGAAGCUUGGGACAUCUGCGGAAGAAAACAGACCAGAGACGAUGGCGCCACCGCUCCCAUUUCCUUGGCGCCCAAUCAUUUUAUGUCUUAUGCUGUUACUUCUUAUCUCUCCAUCAUUCGCCAUUUACUGUGAUGAGGACGAUUGCUACGAUCUACUAGGGGUUUCUCAAAAUGCUAAUGCCUCGGAAAUCAAGAAAGCUUACUAUAAGCUCUCUUUGAAGUACCAUCCCGAUAAAAAUCCGGAUCCGGAAUCAAGAAAGUUGUUCGUGAAAAUUGCAAAUGCUUAUGAGAUUUUAAAAGAUGAAGCCACGAGAGAGCAGUAUGAUUAUGCAAUUGAACAUCCCGAAGAGGUCUUUUACAAUACAGCUCGUUACUAUCAUGCUUAUUAUGGACACAAGACGGAUCCUCGUGCUGUGUUGGUUGGUCUUCUUCUAAUUCUCUCAGGAUUUCAGUAUCUAAAUCAAUGGACGAGGUAUAAUCAGGCUGUAGCCAUGGUCAAGAAGACACCAGCUUACAGAAAUAGACUGCGGGCACUGGAACUUGAACGUAGCGGGGGAAUCACAAAUAAGAAGAAGAGUAACAAGCAAAUGGACAAGAAAAUGGAGGAUGAUCUCAGUAAAGAACUUGAUCUGCAGAUAAAAGGAGCUGAAAAACCCUCCAUCUGGCAACUUAUUGGUGUCCGCUUUGUUCUGUUACCUUAUACUAUUGGCAAGCUAUUGUUCUGGUCUGGGCAUUGGUACUGGAGAUACAACGUGAAAAAGGCUCCAUAUUCUUGGGAGGAUGCUUCUUACCUGACUCAAAAGUCCCUUGCAGUUCGUCUUGAUGCUUGGAUGAGUAUUGUUAAAGACGUUGCUGAAGCUGUGUGGUAUGUUUGUCAGAUGAAUCAACAAAGGAAGAUCUUGUUCGGAGACGUUUAUGGGAGAAAUCCAACUUGGAGACUUACAUGGCAGAAAUGCGUAAAGAGUCUAAGCGCAGAAGAUAGUAGUUUUUGUUGACUGCAAUCACAUGCUUCAUGAAAACCAAUAGAACGUGUUUUUGGUCGGAAUCAGUAAUGCCAAAUGUCCCAAAUGAUUGGAGCCGUCUAGUCCUGUGCCAAUAGGAUGGAUUUGGUUAACAAAUUAAUCAUGGUGUGGAGCAUGUAUGAGUUAGAAUCUCUUGACCCAAAAUUUAUUGUGGGGCAAGAAUGGGGGUAGAAACUUUUACCCAGUCCCAUCUCAUUCGGCAAAUAUACAUGUAUUGGAUACCAGAAAAAAUUCUUUGCAACAUUUGAACUUUUAUACUUUUUUCUCAUAUAUUUCUGUCAUUUAUGCUAGCGAAGGUUGUAGAAUACAUUACCACAAUAAGUUUAAUGUAAAGACCAAAUACAUGUUCCCACAUUAA
Mangifera indica (mango) is the source of this 1421-nucleotide messenger RNA. RefSeq names its product chaperone protein dnaJ 50. Gene Ontology annotation, biological process: protein folding. Gene Ontology annotation, cellular component: endoplasmic reticulum membrane. The record is from RefSeq and is a predicted model, not a curated record. The transcript is spliced from 10 exons. Bases 83 to 1036 code for a protein of 317 amino acids. Lineage: Eukaryota; Viridiplantae; Streptophyta; Magnoliopsida; Sapindales; Anacardiaceae.